This is a messenger RNA of Vitis vinifera (wine grape), 2330 nucleotides long. RefSeq names its product U-box domain-containing protein 15. Gene Ontology annotation, molecular function: ubiquitin-protein transferase activity; protein binding. The record is from RefSeq and is a predicted model, not a curated record. Bases 108 to 2057 code for a protein of 649 amino acids. Gene Ontology annotation, biological process: cell surface receptor signaling pathway; protein ubiquitination. The transcript is spliced from 4 exons. Gene Ontology annotation, cellular component: cytoplasm; nucleus. NCBI's taxonomy places the organism in Eukaryota, Viridiplantae, Streptophyta, Magnoliopsida, Vitales, Vitaceae.
UCUGGCAAAUCUCCAUUCCCUUUUGGAAGAAGACCUAAUUUUCUUGCAUGGCCAGAUUCCCAUUACUCUAAAAUCCUUACUAUUACAGGGGUGUGUUCGGUUUGCAAAUGGUGAUGGAUGGCGAGGUCGAAGAAGGCGGAGGAGGACAAGUGGUGGAGACUGGGGAGGAGGAGACUGCUCCCAAUGCGUCCAACACUCAAGGGUGCACCUGUGAGGUUCAAGAACUGAUGGUCGUGAUUGGGUCCAUUGUAGCCAUUGGAGAUUAUAGGAGGACGCAGAAGAAGGAGUGCCAAAACCUAGUAAGGCGGUUGAAGUUAUUGUUGCCGCUUUUAGAAGAUGUAAAGGACCUCCAUGGCCAAGUUCCCGAGAAGUCUUUAAAUCCAUUCUGGAAUUUGAAGAAGGCGCUUCUACGUGUCAAGAAACUCUUGAUAACUUGCAGUGAGGGAAGCAAGAUUUAUCUGGCACUUGAGAAUGAAGCAGUCAUGGCUAGAUUUCAUCGUGCCAAUGAAAAAUUAAGUCAAGCUUUGGAAGAUUUGCCUUAUGAAGAGCUUGGAGUCUCAGAGGAAGUAAAAGAAGAGCUUGAUUUAGUGCGCAUGCACCUCAAACGAUCCAAGAGGCGAACAGACACUCAGGAUAUUGAACUUGCAAUGGAUAUGAUGGUGGUAUUCUCAAAAGACGAUGAACGGAAUGCGGAUAGUGCAAUAAUAGUGAGGCUGGCAAAGAAGCUGGAACUGCUUACAGUUGAGGACUUGAAUGCAGAAACAAUAGCUGUAAGAAAACUUGUGAAAGAAAGAGGAGGACAAAAUGCAGAGAGUACCCAGCAUGUGAUUGAACUUCUGAAUAAAUUCAGACAAAGUGGAGGGCUUGAAGAGAUCAAUGUGCUUGAUGAUCCCAUUGUGCCCAAAACUCUUGAGAAAUCCCCAUCUUUGGCUAUCCCUCAUGAGUUCCUCUGCCCAAUCACAUUAGAAAUAAUGACUGAUCCUGUUUUUGUAGCAACUGGACAGACAUAUGAAAGAGAAAGCAUACAGAAGUGGUUGGACUCCAACCAUAAAACCUGUCCAAAGACAAUGCAACCUUUGGUUCACUCCUCGCUUGUGCCAAACUAUGCCCUCAGAAACCUGAUCCUUCAGUGGUGUGAGAACAAUAAUUUUCAAAUUCCCAAAAAGGAUGCUUCUUCAAGCACUGAGGGCUCCUCUGAGCAGAAAGAGUCUGUCUUGUCUGUGGUUCAAAACCUAUCCUCUAAUCAAUUGGAAGUGCAGAGAAAAGCAGCGAAGAAGAUCCGAAUGCUCUCGAAAGAGAAUCCAGUGAACCGAGUUCUGAUUGCCCAGAGUGGAGGAAUCCCACCAUUAGUGCAACUCCUGUCCUAUCCAGAUUCCAAGAUUCAAGAGCACACUGUAACAGCUCUGUUGAACUUGUCAAUUGAUGAGGCCAACAAGAAACUCAUUGCUAUAGAAGGAGCCAUUCCAGCUAUAAUAGAUGUCCUACGGAAAGGAAGCGUUGAGGCUAAAGGGAACUCUGCAGCGGCAUUAUUCAGUUUGUCGAUAGAUGAUGAUAUUAAAGCAGCAAUCGGGCUCUCUAAUGGCAUCCCGCCGUUGGUGGAUUUGUUGCAGCAUGGGACAAUCAGAGGCAAAAGGGAUGCUGCCACAGCACUCUUUAACCUCUCUCUCAACAAGGCAAAUAAGACCAGGGCCAUUGAGGCUGGUGUUAUUCCACCUUUACUCCAGUUAAUUAAGAGCCCAAACUCGGGCAUGAUUGACGAGGCCCUCUCUAUCUUGUUCCUCCUGGCAUCACAUCCGGACGGGCGGCAAGAGAUUGGACAGCUCUCAGUCAUUGAAACUCUUGUUGAGUUUAUCAGAGAUGGGACCACCAAGAACAAAGAAUGCGCCACAUCGGUUCUUCUUGAGCUGGGGUCUAGCAAUUCCUCUUUCAUUUUGGCUGCACUUCAGUAUGGUGUGUUAGAGCAUUUGAUUGAGAUUACAAAGAGCGGAAACAGCAGAGCCCAAAGGAAAGCUAACUCACUUUUACAGCUCAUGAGUCGGUGCGAACAAAUUCCUUGAAGUUAUAAUUUCAGGUUGGUGGUUUCGCUUGCCUUCAUCCUGCAUUGGAGUCUUACAAUGGUGUUCGUCUACUGUACCUUUUCAGUGCUUGGGCUGAUCUUCAUGAACCCUGUCCAAACACAGCCUUCUUGUUUUUCUUUCUUGUUCUUUCCCUUACUGUACCUUUGGCUAAACUCUUUUAUACUUCAUCAAAUUGUUGUUUCUAAGAAUCAGUUUCUUAAGGCAGAUGUGUGCAGUGAAUAUACUUACUUUUGGCAAGAAGUUUUUACGACA